Dracunculus medinensis (Guinea worm) is the source of this 894-nucleotide messenger RNA. NCBI's taxonomy places the organism in Eukaryota, Metazoa, Nematoda, Chromadorea, Rhabditida, Dracunculidae. The record is from the annotation of a GenBank genome assembly.
UGCAAAUGCUUCAGAGAAAUGAAAAGGACUUUAUUUUUGGAGAAAAGGAAAAAAAAAAGAAUUGUUGAAAGGCAAAGAAAGAAGGCGAAACGUUUAGCUGCUCGAGAAGCUGGAAUCGAAUUACCGCAUAGGCGAGGACGUCGUAGGUUGAUGGUUGAUUCUCAUUGUCUCCAAUCUGUGGCAAUAGAUAUGUCGUUCGAAAAAUUGAUGUCUUCUAAAGAUAUGCAACGAAUAUUUGUUCAGUUAUCUCAUUGCUAUGCCGUUAAUCGACGUGCUGAAAAUCCUCUUCAACUCAGUUUUGUUCAUUUUACUGGAAUACCACUGCAAAUCUUCACAAGUAAUAGUUCUAAUGAAAAUUGGGAUGUGAAAAUUGACGAACGCCCUUUAUGUGAAGUUUUUAGUAAAGAAAGAAUUGUUUAUUUGACAGCGGAUUCAGAUAAUAUAUUAGAAACAUUGGAUAUAAAUAAAGUAUAUGUGAUUGGUGGUUUAAUUGAUCAUAAUGCUCAUAAAGGUUAUUGCCUUAAAUAUGCGAAUGAACUAGGUGUAGGCCAUGCUCGCCUACCUAUCGAUGAAUAUAUUAAAGUUAAAACUAGAAAGGUGCUGACUAUCAAUCAAGUUUUCGAAAUACUUCUACGAUAUACAGAAAACAAUUGUUGGAAAGAAUCAUUUCUUCAUGUAAUUCCAAAGCGAAAGGGUAUUGAAGGCAUUGAAGAAGAUAUUAGCUCAAAUGGCGAUCUCGAAAAUAAUGGCAGCGCUGAACUUGAUGAAUGUCGAACCAAUAUAGAUAAGAAAGAGAUAAGCAGCGAAGAGUCUUCUAGUUUCGCGGUUGAUAUUGAAAUUGAGAAAAGGAUCACAGAGAUAUCAAAUGGAAAUAAUAUUAAUAAUUACAAUUAA